GCAGCUCUGCCCUACCCAACCCAGCUGCUAAACUACACUGCUGCUGCUCCUAGCACGCUAAAGCGAGAGCAGCACCACGCUACACCAGUGGAGCAGGAGCACGCACGCUUGCCUUCUCUGCCGCGCGCGAGGGGGCCGGGCGCGCGCGUGUGGAGUAGAGAUGGGAAUCGGAGGAUCUUGAUCGUGUGUUGGUGUGUCGAAUGGCACGUACUACGUGUUGACAUGUACAACCCGGAGCAGCAGCAGCAGCCACCCCAGCAGCUCAUGGCGCCGCCACGGAUGUCCUUCUCCAGCGACUUCGCCCUGGAGCCUCCGCCGCCGUCGGGGCCACCAGGUCGCGCGGCGGCAGCGGACGCCGACUUCGAGUUCUCGCCGGUGGGCAGCCGCCCGAUGAUGGCCGCGGACCAGCUCUUCUCCAAGGGCCGCAUCCUGCCGCUGCGGGAGGCGGCGACCGGCGGCCGGCCGGUCACUCUCCGCGACGAGCUGCGCACGCAGGACUCCAAUGGCGACCGCGGCCGCCGCGCGCCCCGGUGGAAGGAGCUGUUUGGCCAGAAGAGGGCGCACAAGAAGGGCGCUGAGCGCGCCGUGGGAGCCGCGUCCGCCGACGCUCAUGUGGAUCUUGGAGACCAUGGAGAGUCAGGAGAGUCAACGAGCAAUUUGUCACUUGGUUAGUGAGGCAUAUAACUGGAGCAUGACAAGUAGUAACUACUCAAGCAAACUUUAGUUGAGUACAACUGUUUUUCACCGUUCACUUGUCUAACUUUUCAUCUUCUUGGUUGGGGGAGCAAGAAAUUUGAAGCCAUUCCUAUUUACCUCUUCCUUGGUUUGGUUGUUUCUGGAGUAAAAGAAGAUCUUGGACUUUUGGUGUGUCCC
This is a messenger RNA of Phragmites australis (common reed), 873 nucleotides long. RefSeq lists its product as uncharacterized. Lineage: Eukaryota; Viridiplantae; Streptophyta; Magnoliopsida; Poales; Poaceae. The record is from RefSeq and is a predicted model, not a curated record. The transcript has 2 exons. The coding region runs from base 223 to 672 and encodes 149 amino acids.